Messenger RNA from Sinocyclocheilus rhinocerous, 1430 nucleotides. RefSeq names its product 5'-AMP-activated protein kinase subunit beta-2-like. The transcript is spliced from 7 exons. Gene Ontology annotation, biological process: signal transduction. Gene Ontology annotation, cellular component: nucleus; cytoplasm; nucleotide-activated protein kinase complex. The coding region runs from base 588 to 1319 and encodes 243 amino acids. Gene Ontology annotation, molecular function: protein kinase binding. NCBI's taxonomy places the organism in Eukaryota, Metazoa, Chordata, Actinopteri, Cypriniformes, Cyprinidae. The record is from RefSeq and is a predicted model, not a curated record.
UUCAGUACUGAUUGCGCUGUUUUACAUUUUACUUUACCACAAACAUUUUAACACUUGCAGUUUAUAUCAUAACAGUUUCUUCUAAUUAUGAAUGCUUGAUUAAUCAGCAUGCUAACAGCUAGCAAACUCGAGCUGCCCAUCAAUAACACUUAUUUCUCAGAUAUAGACUUAUAACAUACUCGUCUUGUAAGCGUUUAACAACGGUCAUAAGUUCCUCUUGCCUUUAGUACUGCGUCUGUAAUGUUUUUGGGUUCGUAUUUAGUCACAUAUAGUAGAUGUUUAGAUGUGCAGUAACAGUUUAUGAGUUAAAUCUUAAUUUCUGAGUCUUUCUCACUUUGUAGAAAUGCAUCAAAUCACGUUUUGUUCGUGAAUUAAAAAGCGCAGAAUACAGAAGUGCUUCCUACAAUACUGAACAUUUAAUAAGUUUACCAAAUAUAAAGUAAUAAAUGUUCCUAGAAAGUGUAUGUACAGCACGGUCCACUCUGUUGAAUAAUCCUUCACAUUUGAAAGCAUUUUUGUAAAGAUGAGUGGUUUUGGAGGGUAGUUAAUCAGAAUGUAAUUGUGUAAUGAAGUGUUUGCAGUAACAUAUGUUUCUUCUCAUACUGUUUGUUUGUGUAGCGAAGGCUGAUUGUAGAGGAAUCUCCUGCAUCAUGGGAAACACCAGCGAUCGAGUGUCUGGAGAUAGACAUGGAGCGAAGACACAGCGUUCAGACAGCGGAGGACACAGAGACCUGGAGCCCAGCAAACUGAUGGACAGCACAGACGACCCCAAUAUAUUCAACACACACGGGCCAGAGUCUAAAGCCGCGGGUGAGAAGGACUUGGCUCCGGAUCUAGAGGACAUGAAGACGGGUCCGCAGGCUCGACCCACAGUGAUCCGCUGGGCCGGAGGAGGCAAGGAGGUCUGCAUCACCGGCUCCUUCAACAAUUGGAGCAGCAAGAUCCCCAUGAAUAAAAGCCAUAAUGAUUUUGUAGCAAUCUUGGACCUGCCUGAGGGUGAACAUCAGUACAAAUUCUUUGUUGAUGGCCAGUGGCUUCAUGACCCCUCUGAGCCGGUUGUCACCAGUCAGAUGGGCACCAUUAACAAUCUGAUCCACGUGAAGAAAUCAGAUUUUGAGGUGUUUGACGCGCUGCAGGUGGACUCUCUCGAGUGCUCUGAUAUGUCAGAUCUGUCCAGCUCUCCGCCUGGGCCGUACAGACAGGAGGUGUACGUGUUCAAGCCUGAGGAACGCUUCAAAGCACCCCCCAUCCUGCCGCCUCACCUCCUACAAGUCAUUCUCAACAAAGACACCCACAUAUCGCUUUACACGCAGUGCUGAAACCAGGGGUUUCAUGACAUUUUAAAAUGAACAUUCAACAAGUGUGAUCCUGCCCUGCUGCCAGAACCCAACCACGUGAUGCUCAAUCAUCUGUACGCACUCUCGAUAAAG